CCAUUCUUUAUUUCUUUCGAUUUCUCGUUUUCUUGGUCCUCUCUCUCUCUCUCUCUCUCUCUCUCUCGUUACGGGGACGCAAGUUUGCUGUCAUGAAAGUAGAGCUAUGUGAGUGAUGAUAUGAUAUGAUUCUACGAUUCCCCUUACCUUACCUUACCACUUCUUAUUUUCAGCGCACCAAGGAAACAACAACACGUUGAAAAUCGAGGAUUAUUCCAAGACCCAUUUCCCCAGGUCGAUUUUCUCACGUGCCUUCAAACCUAUUCCCCUCAAGAUGGAUUCUCGUUGCAUUGAUGACAACAAAGAAGACAAUGAAAUGAAGUCUGCUGAAGGAUUUGAAGAUAUAUUUGGAGAUCCAGAAGUUCUGCCUCGUGUUGGAGAGGAAUACCAGGCAGAAAUUCCUUCACUAAUUACAACACCUUAUCUUUCUCAGCUUGUGAAGAAGACAAGAGAUUCAGAAAUCACUGUCAUCGAGCAAGAGUCUAUGUCACUAGGAUUGCCCAUUCCUCUUAAGUGGGCACAUUGCAAAUUUGAAGGUAGUUGUGGUUGUGGGCUUUCAGAAUCUUUCACAAGUGAAGCGGGGCCAAUUAUUUCCGAGAAUGAAUGUCCAGAAGUUGAAGUGACACUUCAGACUGUUUCACAUGGUGGAGAGAAAAAUGUAGGAGGGUUCUCAAAUUUUGAAUCAUCUUCUAAAAGUGUUCAGCCAAGAGGGAAGUAUCUUCUCCCUGGAUUGUUGGAUGAUCAAUCUUGGACAGAUAUUGAAUACAACAAUUUUCUUCUUGGCCUCUAUGUAUUUGGGAAGAACCUUAAAUUUUUAAAGAGAUUUGUUGGGAGUAGAACUAUGGGAGAUAUAUUGUUUUUCUAUUACGGAAAGUUUUUCAAGUCUAAAGAAUACUGCCGAUGGUCAGAGUGCCGAAAGUUGAGAACUAAGCGGUGUAUAUAUGGCCAGAAAAUAUUCACAGGAUGGAGGCAGCAAGAAUUGCUGUCAAGAUUAUUUCCCCGCGUGCCAGGGGAGUCUCAAACUACAUUGGUGGAGAUUUCAAGGAAAUUUGUGGAGGGAAAGAUGCCUUUUGAAGAAUAUGUAUUUGCUUUAAAGGAUGCAGUUGGCAUUGACUUACUUAUAGCUGCAGUAGGUAUUGGAAAAGGGAAGCAAGAUCUCACCGGCACUGCUGUUGAGCCAACAAAGAUCAAUCACACAUUCUCUGUUCGCCCUGAAAUACCAAUUGGCAAAGCUUGCUCCUCUCUUACACCUGCAGAUGUAAUCAAGUUUCUCACAGGAGAUUUUAGGUUGAGUAAAGCUCGAUCCAGUGAUCUCUUUUGGGAAGCUGUUUGGCCUCGUCUGUUAGCAAAAGGCUGGCAUUCUGAACAGCCUAUAGAUCAAGUUGUUUCUGGAUCAAAACAAUCUUUGGUUUUUCUUGUACCUGGUGUUAAGAAAUUUUCAAGAAGGAAACUGGUUAAAGGUGACCACUACUUUGAUUCUAUAAGUGAUGUUUUGAAUAAAGUAGCAUCUGACCCUGGGCUUCUUGAGACUGAAAGUCAAGCAACUGAGGGAAGUGCAGAUAGGAAAAAAACAGAAGACCAAGGAGACCUAGAGGGUGUGCCAAAUAGAGAACAAGUUCAUUACCUUCAACCUCAAAGUUCAAAGACCAAUCAAGAUCUCACAAAAUUUACAAUUGUAGAUACCAGUAUGUUUCAUGAUAUGAAUCAACAUAAAGUGACACAGAUGAGAAGCUUACCUUUUCAAACUAUGAGUGUAUCUACCAUCUCAAGCUGCUCUAGUGAAUCUGAGCACGAUACAUCUGAAGAAUCAGAAGAUCAGGCUGAACAAGAUAAUGCUUCAAGCCCUAUUGAAGAUCGGGUGGAACAAGCUAAUGCCUCAAGCCUUAUUGAAGAUUGGGUAGAACAAGCUAAUGCUUCGAGCCUUAUUGAAGAUUGGGUAGAACAAGCUAAUGCUUCAGGCCCUAUUGAAGAUCGGGUAGAACAAGCUAAUGCUUCAAGCCCUAACAAAGAUCAAGUUGAACAAGCUAAUUCUUCAUAUCCUAUUCAAGACCAGGUUGAACAAGCUAAUUCCUCAAACCCUAUUGAAGAAUUCUCUGAUAAGGGGUUGAGCAUAGACUCUUCAGAUUGUACUCAUGUUCUUGAAGCCCUCAACACCACCAAUGAAGUAAAGUAUCAUAGAUGUCAUUCUGAUCUGCAUAAUGAUGAGCAUUCAAGGGAGAUCAAUGAACACCCCUUUAUUCAAAAGAUGACAUCUGAUUGCACAAUUCCCUGCAUCACAUCGAUGCAGAAGUUAAGAGCUUGUAACCAUGGAGAAUUUAGCCACUGCACUGAAAGUACUUCUGUGGAUAGAAAGUUUGAUUUAAAUGAGCCAAUCUCACCAUCAAAUCUGCAUGAAGCAUCUGAUGGCAUGGUUUUGUCUAUGGGUUUAAAAAAUUUGCCUUUCCCAAGUUAUCUGGCUAAAGGAAGUCCAAGCAUGAGCAAUGAAGGCAGUGUCACUGAGAACCACCUGGUUGGAGAAAUUUCUGCAGAAAAUUCUGAAACCAAGAUGCUGAUUGACUUGAAUUUUCCUCAAGUUUCACCUGAGUUAGGACUUGAAAUGGAAAUACCAUCCUCUAUGGUCAGACCGCAAAAUGACAAUCAAUGUGCAGAUACAUCAUCUUCUCCAUCUGAGAUAGCCCAGUUCAAUGCCACACAGGAGUUUCCUGAUGGUAAUAAGGAGCAGCAGUCUAGCCUUGCCAACCGUCGCCAGAGCACAAGGAACCGGCCAUUGACCACAAAAGCAUUGGAAGCUCUUGAGUACCGAUUUAUCAACUCAAAGAGGAAAAGAAAGAACACAGAAUGUUCAGACAAUAAUUCAAAGUCCAAAUGUGUACGUGUAAGUAGUGGGACAGUUAAUAGUGCUACUAGUGAUAAUGGCAUUGAGGAUUCUGUGACUGAUACAAGAGCAGAGGAAGAGAAUGUUAUCCAAGCAUAUAGUUGUAGCAUCGAUCUGAAUGGGGGCUCAUUAUAAUUUGUGAAAAAGGUUGGGGCAGCUUCUUCUCGAGGGGUAUCAAGUUCAUAAAACUUUCUGGUUUUGAGCUUAAACUGCUAAUAAUUUCAUUGGUUCAAAUGUAUCAUAAGCAUACAUGAAGAAGAUCAAAGUCAUCAGUCCAUAUUCACUUUCUCUUUUUUCCAAACAUGUGACUGGUAGAAUAAUAGAAUAAAAUCAGAAUUUAUAACAUGAUUAAUUAUAUAAAGAUAGACCAUUGAUGCCAAAGCUGUGAUCUAAGUUUCUCUCUUUAACAGGAACGUAAGUUGUAGUU
Molecule: messenger RNA, 3302 nt
Organism: Glycine soja
Lineage: Eukaryota; Viridiplantae; Streptophyta; Magnoliopsida; Fabales; Fabaceae
Exons: 4
Coding region: 275-3010 (911 amino acids)
Cellular component (GO): nucleus
Molecular function (GO): transcription corepressor activity
Source: RefSeq, a predicted model, not a curated record